Heterocephalus glaber (naked mole-rat) is the source of this 945-nucleotide messenger RNA. RefSeq names its product olfactory receptor 51V1. Gene Ontology annotation, cellular component: plasma membrane. Gene Ontology annotation, biological process: G protein-coupled receptor signaling pathway. The record is from RefSeq and is a predicted model, not a curated record. Gene Ontology annotation, molecular function: G protein-coupled receptor activity; olfactory receptor activity. NCBI's taxonomy places the organism in Eukaryota, Metazoa, Chordata, Mammalia, Rodentia, Bathyergidae.
AUGUAUACUGUCUCAGUCUCAAACUUCAAUAGUUCCAAAUUUGUUCUCACUGGUUUUCCUGGCCUAGAAGGAUAUUAUUUAUGGUUUUCAAUCCCUUUCUCCUUCAUCUAUGUCAUGGUGUUCUUGGGAAACUGCAUGGUGCUCCAUGUCAUCCGGACUGAGCCAAGUCUCCACCAGCCAAUGUUCUACUUCCUGGCUAUGCUGGCCCUCACCGAUUUGUGUGUGGGGCUCUCCACCGUGCACACAGUGCUGGGAGUGCUGUGGGGGUUUAUUCAAGAGAUCAGCCUGGAUUCCUGCAUUGCUCAGUCCUAUUUCAUCCAUGGUCUGUCCUUCAUGGAGUCCUCUGUCCUCCUGUCUAUGUCUUUUGAUCGCUACAUUGCUAUUUGUAACCCUCUACGCUAUUCCUCCAUCCUAACAAAUGAAAAUAUCAUGAAAAUUGGGGUAGUCAUCUUAUGUAGGAGUUCUUUACUCAUUCCUCCAGUCAUCAUCCGCCUGAGGUUCUUAAAUUAUUGUCGUCCUCAUAUCCUCUCUCAUUCUUUCUGCUUGCACCAAGAUUUAAUCCGAAUGGCCUGCUCAGACAUUCGCUUCAACAGCAUUUAUGGUCUGGCUCUGGUGAUCAGCAACCUCUUGUUGGAUGCAGUGUUCAUCAUUAUCUCCUACAUCCUGAUCUUGUACACAAUUUUAGCCAUUGCAUCCAGGGAGGAGAGAAUCAAGUCCUUGCAAACUUGUGUGUCUCACAUCUGUGCUGUUUUGGUGUUCUACAUCCCCAUCAUUGGUCUGACCAUGGUGCAUCGCUUUGGAAAACAUCUCUCCCCACUGGUUCACGUUCUCAUGGGCAACAUCUACAUCCUUUUUCCACCCUUGAUGAACCCCAUCAUUUAUAGUAUCAAGACCCAACAGAUCCGAAGGAGAGUUCAGAGAUUGUUCUACUUGAAAAGUGCCUAA